GCUCGCUCUCCCUCCCUUUGCAUGUGUUCAGCUGCUCCAGCUGUCGGUCUCCCCACUCACUCUCUCAGGGUCAUACAGGCAGGAGUUUAAGGGACCACUUCUGUACGCCAACUCAGCCGGGACGACUGCAGCCAACAGAAGGACACAGCGGUCAGAGGGAGAGGACCUAUCCAAAAAGAUAAAUCUAUACCACCGCUUGGCUGCCUCUCUCAUCUUUAAAGCAGUGCUACCUGUGUGGCAGUGUGUGUGUGUGGCAGUGUGUGUGUGUGCAUGUUUUAUGUGCAUUAGUAUGCAGGGUGCUUGUGUGUCAAUCUUGUGCGUGUGCAUAUGUGUGUCUGUGCUCCUCCACAGUGCUAUUUCACAGCCACCUACAGAAAGUGACAUCUACACGGAAUGCACAGAUGGGUAUCAUUGGGACCAUCAGACUGAGCACUGCAAAGACAUAAACGAGUGUGAGACUAUUCCAGAUGCCUGCAAAGGGGAAAUGAAGUGCUUCAACCACUAUGGAGGUUACCUGUGCCUUCCCCGCUCUGCGUCAGUCAUCCCGGCCCCAGAGCCCCCCAUCACGCCCACCGAAACCAACCCCUGCCCUCUGGGCUACGAGCCGCAGGGAGACACCUGUGUGGAUAUCAAUGAGUGUGAGCGAGAAGAACAUGACUGCCAGCCCAGCCAGGAGUGUAUCAACACAGUGGGUGCCUUCACCUGUCAGUGUCCUGAUGGUUACCGCAAGGUUGGCACAGAGUGCAUUGAUAUCGAUGAGUGCAGGUACAGGUACUGCCAACAUCGCUGUGUUAAUGUCCCCGGGUCCUUCUCCUGUCAGUGUGAACCUGGUUUCCAGCUGGCAGGAAACAACCGAUCUUGCAUCGAUGUGAAUGAAUGUGAUAUGGGUGCCCCUUGCUCUCAGAGGUGUUACAACACGUACGGCACCUUCCUUUGUCGCUGUGACCAGGGCUAUGAACUGGGGCCUGAUGGCUUUGCUUGUAACGACAUUGAUGAGUGCAGCUAUUCCAGUUACCUGUGCCAGUACCAGUGUGUCAACGAACCAGGGAAGUUCUCCUGUGUGUGCCCAGAGGGAUACCAGCUGCAAGGCACCAGACUAUGCCAGGAUAUAAAUGAAUGUGAAACAGGUGAACAUCAGUGUACCGACACACAGACCUGCGUGAAUAUCCACGGACGAUACCAGUGUGUGGACUCAAACCGGUGCCAAGAGCCUUAUGUACAGGUGUCUGAGAAUCGCUGUGUGUGUCCUGUCAACAAGCCCGUCUGUCGAGAUCUGCCUUUCUCCAUCGUCCACCGCUACAUGAGCAUCACCUCGGAGCGCUCUGUACCCUCCGACAUCUUCCAGAUUCAGGCCACCAGCGUCUCUCCGGGGGCAUACAACACCUUCCGCAUCCGCUCUGGAGACGAAAAUGGAGACUUCUACAUCAGGCAAAUCAAUAAUAUCAGCGCCAUGCUGGUGUUGGCCCGUGCUGUGUCGGGGCCCAGAGAGUACACGUUGGACCUGGAGAUGGUGUCAGUUAACCCUCUGCUCAGCUACCAGGGCAACUACCAGACCAGCUCUGCCCUCAGACUCUCCAUCUACGUCGGGCCGUACACCUUUUAAAGUAGGAGAAGAAGAAGAAGAGUGGAGGGACACAGAGAAAGAGGGAGAGAGCAACACAGAUGCAAAAAAGGAAAAUAAAGCUGUAAAACAAAAGUGGUCGAUGCAGUUCAACCAGUCACUGUGAUGUUACUCUUUAGCUUUUUGUAUUUCCAAAGAAAGCCAUACUUUUCUGUCAGCCAUCUGCAAUCAGUACAGUAUACAAAUACAUCAUAGCAGUACUGUCUCACAGAUACAUACAAGCCUUAAAAUAAUUAGCCUAGUUACAGUUGUUCUCUUGGGUUUAAUGUGUCAGUUUCCUUGGAUAUCAUGUUUACUGUCAUUUUUUAUUUAUCACCUAUCUGACAGCAUCAUUCUGUGGUCAACGUGUAAAAAAAGGGAUUUUCUUUUCUUCACAUCUGUUCAGGGGGAUUACAAAUCUGUGUGACAUGUUUUCCAUCUGCCUUCAGGUGGAGUGAUUCACGCCCAGUGGCAGUAGAUUAAUCUGUUUUCACAAGUUUACAUCCUUAUCUUCGGUUCUGCUCUGUUUUGUCACUUUAUUCUUGUCAUCCCUGUUUCCUGUUGACAGACGUGAUUCAGUAACCACUACGAUCAAACCUUAGCAAUCCCACGCUCCUCCUUCACCCUCCACUGUUCAUUCCUAUGUUCAAGCUCUUCAUCACUGCCUUUUGUAGGUUUGUCACAUUGCUGAUUGUGUUGUUUUUUUUUGUCUAAGGUUUAAACCCAAAUAAAACAGUAUACCUUUUC
Messenger RNA from Sander lucioperca (pikeperch), 2347 nucleotides. It is a transcript of the gene efemp2a, whose product is annotated as EGF containing fibulin extracellular matrix protein 2a. Lineage: Eukaryota; Metazoa; Chordata; Actinopteri; Perciformes; Percidae. The record is from RefSeq and is a predicted model, not a curated record. Gene Ontology annotation, molecular function: calcium ion binding. The coding region runs from base 278 to 1603 and encodes 441 amino acids. The transcript is spliced from 11 exons.